Molecule: messenger RNA, 531 nt
Organism: Biomphalaria glabrata
Lineage: Eukaryota; Metazoa; Mollusca; Gastropoda; Planorbidae
Product: histidine-rich glycoprotein-like
Exons: 1
Coding region: 1-531 (176 amino acids)
Source: RefSeq, a predicted model, not a curated record
AUGGACAACACAUGCAUCGCACCAGACUCUACCACUCGUCCAACUGAAUAUGGACAACACAUGCAUCGCACCAGACCGCACCACUCGCACACCUGUGUAUGGACAACACAUGCACAGCACCAGACCCCACCACUCGCACACCUGUGUAUGGACAACACAAGCACGCACAAGACCCCACCACUCGCACACAUGUGUAUGCACAACACAUGCACAGCACCAGACCCCACCACUCGCACACCUGUGUAUGAACAACACAUGCACGCACAAGACCCCACCACUCGCACACCUGUGUAUGGACAACACAUGCACGCACAAGACCCCACCACUCGCACACCUGUGUAUGGACAACACAUGCACAGCACCAGACCCCACCACUCGCACACCUGUGUAUGGACAACACAUGCACAGCACCAGACCCCAUCACUCGCACACCUGUGUAUGGACAACACAAGCACGCACAAGACCCACCACUCGCACACCUGUGUAUGGACAACACAUGCACGCACAAGACCCCACCACUCGCACAACUGA